Molecule: messenger RNA, 1696 nt
Organism: Oryzias melastigma (Indian medaka)
Lineage: Eukaryota; Metazoa; Chordata; Actinopteri; Beloniformes; Adrianichthyidae
Product: 6-phosphofructo-2-kinase/fructose-2,6-bisphosphatase
Biological process (GO): fructose 2,6-bisphosphate metabolic process; fructose metabolic process
Cellular component (GO): cytosol; 6-phosphofructo-2-kinase/fructose-2,6-biphosphatase complex
Molecular function (GO): ATP binding; fructose-2,6-bisphosphate 2-phosphatase activity; 6-phosphofructo-2-kinase activity
Source: RefSeq, a predicted model, not a curated record
CUUUCAAUGUUGGAGAAUACAGAAGAGAGGCGACGCGGUCCUACAACAGCUACGAAUUCUUUAGUCCUGACAACACAGAAGCAAUGGAGAUACGCAAGACGUGUGUGACUGCUGCUUUAAAGGAUGUGUAUGACUAUCUCACCAGAUACCAGGGUCAGGUAGCGGUGUUUGAUGCCACCAACACCACUCCAGAGCGCAGACAGGUCAUCCUCAGCUUUGCUAAGGACAACGGUUACAAGGUUUUCUUUGUGGAGUCGAUCUGUGAUGACCCGGAAAUUAUUGCUGAAAAUAUUAAACAAGUGAAGCUGACAAGUCCAGAUUACACUGACUGUGACAAAGAAGAGGCUUUAGUGGACUUCCUAAAGAGGAUUGAAUGUUAUCAGCAGACCUACGUUCCUCUAGACGACCACACAGACAGGAACUUGUCGUACAUCAAAAUCUUCAAUGUGGGCAGCAGAUACCUGGUGAACAAGGUCCAGGACCACAUCCAGAGCCGGACCGUGUACUAUCUCAUGAACAUCCACGUCACCCCCAGAUCUAUCUACCUGUGCCGUCACGGGGAGAGUGAACUCAACCUGGUGGGCCGCAUUGGGGGCGACUCCGGGCUUUCGCAUCGCGGGACGAAGUUUGCCAGUGCGCUGGGUGACUACAUGCGCAGCCAGAACAUCAGCGACCUGAAGGUGUGGACCAGCCACAUGAAGAGGACCAUCCAGACAGCAGAGUUCCUGGGAGUGCAGUAUGAACAGUGGAAGGCCCUGAAUGAAAUAGAUGCUGGGGUUUGUGAGGAGAUGACAUACGAGGAGAUUCAGGAGCAUUUUCCUGAGGAGUUUGCCCUGAGAGACCAAGACAAAUACCGAUACCGCUAUCCUAAAGGAGAGUCAUAUGAGGACCUGGUCCACCGCCUGGAGCCGGUCAUCAUGGAGCUUGAAAGGCAGGAGAAUGUUCUAGUCAUCUGUCAUCAAGCGGUAAUGAGAUGUCUGCUGGCAUACUUCCUGAACAAAAAUGAUGACGAGCUGCCGUACCUCAAGUGUCCUCUCCACACGGUGCUGAAGCUCACGCCCAUCGCAUACGGAUGUAAAGUCCAAUCCGUCUUCCUCCACAUUGAAGCUGUCAACACUCACAGGGACCGGCCAGAGAACGUGGACGUGGACAGAGACCCGGAGGAGGCUCUGGAGACGGUUCCGGACCACAUGUAGAGGACGCAGCAGAACCAGAACCAGCAUGAAUUACAUCCAAGAGCUUUUCCAUCUGAAUGCUGUCAGUAACAUUUACUCCGUGGAAUUCAACCUCUAAAAGCAUUUUAGGAUUCUGUGCUGAAGCAAAAUUCUGAAGUGAAGUUCUUCUCUGACCCGGACGGGUCGGUGCCCAGAAGACAUCUUUAACAUUCACACACAGACGUUCCUCUCAGACGCUGGUCCAGAGGAGCUUCUGCUGACGGAAACAUUUGAUGGUUUUUUGCAGAACUCUGAACUCUAGAAGAUCUGGAUCCAGAUCCGGUUUGUCCAGGAUGAGCCGAGUCACAUGAAGAUGAAAACCAGACAUCUGAUGUAUUAAAAAAGGACCAGUUUCUUCUCUUUUGGGAGCUUGGUCAACUGAAUUCAUUCAUGCAGUAGUAACACGUCUGAAGGAGCAGAUCGGACCCAAACGUGGUCAACUGCUUUAUUUUUCUCUUAAAUUCGAGGCAAUAAAAAAACAU